Molecule: messenger RNA, 1657 nt
Organism: Amaranthus tricolor (Joseph's coat)
Lineage: Eukaryota; Viridiplantae; Streptophyta; Magnoliopsida; Caryophyllales; Amaranthaceae
Product: probable nucleoredoxin 3
Exons: 4
Coding region: 66-1202 (378 amino acids)
Molecular function (GO): thioredoxin-disulfide reductase (NADPH) activity
Source: RefSeq, a predicted model, not a curated record
CUUCUUCGGCCACCCCAAAACUUUAAGUGAUAAAUCCAGAAGGUAGUUUUACACUGCUGAUUGCUAUGGCCGGCAAAAAUGAUUUGAAGAUGAUUUUAGCUUCUGAAGGUGUUAAGUACCUUGAAUCUGCAAGUGAGAAGGUCCCUUGGAGUGCGAUCGAUGGGAAGACAAUAUGCCUAUUUUUCUCGGCGAGCUGGUGCAAGCCGUGCAGAGCCUUUACACCCGAUUUGGUGACACUUUACAACUUUGUGAAAGACAAAGGAGAAAAUCUAGAGGUAAUCUUAGUAUCGAAUGACCGAGAUGAAACUUCAUACAGGGAGCACCUCAAAACCAUGCCAUGGCUUGCAAUUCCGUUUAAUUUGAAUCGAUAUAAACGAUUAGUUCGCCUCUUCAACAUUGAUCAUAUCCCAGCUCUUAUUUCCCCGAGUUCGGAAGGAAAUAGUGUUGAUAAUGACGUUGUGGGAAUGGUUGAAGAUUAUGGUGCUGAUGCAUUUCCAUUCACAACCAAAAGAAUACGCGAAUUAAAAGCAAUGGAUGAGAGAAAGCAACGAGGUGGUGUAAUUGAAGAUCUUUUAGCACAUUCAGGGAGGGACUAUGUCAUCUCCAAGGAUGGGAGAAAGAUAUUGGUGUCAGACCUUAAGGGUAAGACAAUAGGGUUGUAUUUUGGGGCACACUGGUGCCCUCCUGCUCGAAAUUUUACAAGACAACUCAAUGAGGCUUACACAGAGCUUGUAACCAUCCUAAACCAACCAUUUGAAGUAAUCUUCGUGUCAACAGAUCGAGACCAAGAAGAAUUUAUCAGCAACUUAUCUAACAUGCCGUGGAAGGCCAUUCCAUACGAGGAUAAAACCCGAAAAGACCUCAAACGAAUCUUCAACAUAAAAGGAAUACCAACUCUUAUCCUUAUUGGACCUGAUGGUAAAAUUAUUGGCUCCAAUGGAAGGGCUAUCAUAUCCAUGUAUGGUGCAAUGGCAUUCCCAUUCACAGAAACAAGGAUUGCAGAAAUCGAGGAUGCUUUAAGGGAAGAAGGAGAAAGAUUGCCUAGUAAAGUCCAAGACCCGAAGCACAUACAUGAGCUAAAAUUGGACAUGGCAAAGGGUUAUAUUUGUGAUGCUUGUAGAAAGCAAGGUAGGUUCUGGACUUUCUCCUGUACUGUCUGUGACUAUGAUCUUCAUCCGACGUGUGUCGAAGAAACAUUUUAGACCGGAAAUAUCAUAGAUAUGCAAGUUUGAAAAGUGGUUCAAUUAUCUGAAGUGUCAUUUUUCGAGGUCAUGAACAAUUUCUGUGCAAGUGAACCUCCUGUAAUACUAUGGAUAUCGUGUCGUGCUGGGCUGCCGGAGUGUCAUGCUUGUCAUACAUCGUGCCAAAUCAUACCGUGUCAAUUUGGGUCGUGCUUGGCCAUCCAAGGUAUAACUCUGGAUAUCGUGCAGUGCUGGGCGGUUCAUGUGCUGUGCCUAUCAUGUCUCGUGCAAGUCGUGCCGUGAACAAUGUCAUGCUAUGAACAAUGUCGUGCUUUGCCUAAGGAGGGUAGUGUCUGGGAGGCCCACAUGCCAUAUAAUUUUAUAGUACUUGCCUAAUGGAAUUGUAUAUUUGUAUAUUGCUACUACAACAUCUGAAUAGAUCACAACGUACUCCAUCCGUCCCUAUAGGGUAUGAA